AUGAAAGCCACUAGCAUGUUGGAGUCGUUACCUGCAGGCCGUCUCAUGAGACGUGCACGAACUGGCAUUUGCAAAGCCGCGGAUUUCAUGUGGAAAUGGUCGGUGCCCUACAAGAACAGAAAUCGGCCUCAAGACGAUGAUUAUGCAGCCAUAUGGAAAACGAAUCUUGAAGAGGCGUACAUACGCGCGGCCUUGCACGGCGCUUUGCCAGACAUUGCACUCGAUCAAUUGCCUGCAGAGGAGGAGCACAUACGGCAGCUCAUACGGCAGAGAUUCACCUCGCUGGGUGACAUGCAAGAUAUGAAAAGCGAGAAACAAGACCAGAAGAAGAUCUGGAAUGGGGUGCCCGAGGAAGCAUGGCCGAAUGUUCCCGAAAAUAUACGCCAUGUGCUGGCAGCCGCCAAUGCAAAAAAUAUGGAAAAUAAGCUGCAAUUUCUCGGCGAAGAAGAAUAUCAUCCCUCACAAGGCCUAGCCGCCAUACUGCGACACAGAUCUGGGGUCAAUAAGACUUUUAGAAUCUGGAGACGCGGAUUUGCCGCUGGCGUGGGCCGCACAGAGCGAAUCUGUGUCAACAUUUUCCUUCUUUUUCUCAUCUUUUGCUCCGUGUAUCCAAACGUUGCGGCCGGAUUUCUUGACGAGCGAUCUUACAAUCAGCGCUCGAUAGGCAGCAGAAUCAUGACACUGUUCCAGCUUUUCUUUCUCUGGACGUUUCCGUACCACACUCUGUGGCUGCUCUACAACUGGAGCGUCGAGAGACUCUUGGGAGGCCUGGUCGGAAGCACCGUGUACGCAUGCAUUGCCAUCUUUCCCGCUGUAAAGAAGGCCAAUGAAGCGUCAUGGUUUCGUACCAUGGUCUUGGUUCUGACCAUACUCUGGCAAAUGGGCGUUCAGUUCUUCGCUACGGUGCGCAACUACAUUGGGCGGCUCUUGACGCGACAUCAGAUGAGCAGCAUGCGACGAAGCGGCAAAAACGGAGAAACGUACUGGAAUUCUGUUGACAAAGCUAUUCAGCACGAGCUCAUCUCGCUCAAAGCACACAUCGAGCAGCAUUCGAAGGCUGGUGCUGUUCCACAGCCGUGGCAAGACGUUCCGAUUAAAGUACGAGUGGAGAGAUAUAUUCGAUUCACGUGCUGCUUUGACGUUGGCCGCGGUGCUGAUCAACUAAUUGGCCUUUUGAAAGACGACAUGGAGAGCAUUGUGAACAUCUAUGAGGACUACCGCUCGACUGCAAAAGGUCUCUCUGAUGAAGAAGCGCCAAAAGAGCAUGUCAGGGAUCACAUCGAACCACGACUUCCUAAGCUCAUGCUGGUUAUUUUCGACAUUGUCAUCUUUGCCUACGUCUGCUUCUCAUUCUGGUCGCAGCCCUUUACCUUCAACACGGUGGCGGCAUACAGCACCGUUGUGGUCGUCAAGCAAAGCAUCGUUCUCUGCAAGCGCUACCAGACUGUAGCGAAUGCUAGCAGGCUGUUCACGAACAUGGUCGCGUUCAACAUUUGGGGUAUUUUCUUGGUAUCCUUGCCUGUCACAAUUGACAAGAAUGUGCUUCAGGAUAAUGGUAAUUGGGUAGGACUUACCUUGGCCAUGAUUGUUGCAACAAAUUUCUUGACUGAACCGAUUGCUCCUUUGUUCCUUUUGAUGAUGGAGAAAAUCAUGGCUGGCGCAAAAGGCGCUUGA
Messenger RNA from Beauveria bassiana ARSEF 2860, 1674 nucleotides. RefSeq lists its product as uncharacterized. Bases 1 to 1674 code for a protein of 557 amino acids. The record is from RefSeq and is a predicted model, not a curated record. The transcript has a single exon. Lineage: Eukaryota; Fungi; Ascomycota; Sordariomycetes; Hypocreales; Cordycipitaceae.